GUGUUCCCCACGCACGCAUUAUUAUCUCGUUAAUUAUCUACUAUACAACCUUGUUUGCAUUUGAUUUGUACACAGUUACAAUGGCUGCUUUUUCUUCUUCUUCUUUUUCUUCAUCUUGUUGGACAAGAAGAGCAAGAAUGAUGGUUGUUGUGAUUGUUGUUGUUAUUUCCAUCUUGUCGGGUAGCACUUCUGCGCAGCUCUCCACCAAUUUCUACUCCAAGAGUUGUCCCAACUUGCUUGCUACUGUAAAAUCAGUCGUAAAAUCUGCAGUCAACAAGGAAAAGCGUAUGGGUGCUUCGCUCCUCCGCCUCCACUUCCAUGAUUGCUUUGUCCAAGGAUGCGAUGGAUCCAUUCUCUUAGACGAUACAUCCUCCUUCACCGGGGAAAAAACUGCUGGCCCUAACAACAAUUCUGUUAGGGGGUACAAUGUCAUUGACAACAUCAAAUCCGCAGUUGAAAAAGUAUGUCCUGGUAUUGUGUCUUGUGCAGAUAUUGUCACUAUUGCUGCUCGUGACUCGGUUGUUUUGCUUGGAGGACCAAACUGGAAUGUGAAACUCGGAAGGAGAGACUCCAAAACAGCCAGCCUGUCUGCAGCCAACAGCGGUGUAAUCCCACCUCCAACAUCAACCCUAAACAAUCUCAUCACAAGGUUCCAAAACAAAGGUCUCUCUGCUAGGGAUAUGGUUGCUUUAUCAGGCGCACACACAAUUGGAAAAGCGAGGUGUACAGUUUUUAGGGGGCGCAUUUACAAUGAGACCAACAUUGACUCAUCCUUUGCUAAGACAAGACAACAGAUGUGUCCGAGCCAGACUGGGUCAGGGGACAACAAUUUAGCCCCUCUUGACUUCAAAACUCCUGCUUUCUUCGACAACAAUUACUACAAGAACCUGCUCGGCAAGAAGGGACUUCUCCACUCCGACCAAGUGCUCUUCAAUGGCGGAUCCACCGACUCCAUCGUUCAGAAAUACAGCCAAAACCAGGCAUCAUUCGAUUCCGAUUUCGUGAAGGCCAUGAUCAAGAUGGGUGAUAUUAGCCCUCUCACCGGAUCUAGUGGUGAGAUCAGGAAGAAUUGCAGAAGGGCUAACUGAUAUAUCGAAUAUAUAUAAUUCGGAAAAAAACGGUAUAUGUUUGGUGUUGUGAUUUGAGUUGUUCAAGUGUAAAAUAAAUUAUGUGCUGUUAGAUCAUAGGGUUUUAUGAUGCUGUAUCCUACUUUAAUUUCAGGAUUGAGUCAGUGACGUCGACCGGGUACUACAUUGUUGAAUUGUUUGCUUUGUUUGGUUGUUGAAAUGCCAUUUAUUUCAUUUGGUAGGAUGUCUAAGUGAAAAUGAAAGCGUGAUGAGUUAUUGAAGGAAACUAUUAGUUGUAUUUAAGCAA
Molecule: messenger RNA, 1374 nt
Organism: Ipomoea triloba (trilobed morning glory)
Lineage: Eukaryota; Viridiplantae; Streptophyta; Magnoliopsida; Solanales; Convolvulaceae
Product: peroxidase 4-like
Exons: 4
Coding region: 81-1088 (335 amino acids)
Biological process (GO): response to oxidative stress; hydrogen peroxide catabolic process
Molecular function (GO): peroxidase activity; heme binding
Source: RefSeq, a predicted model, not a curated record